AUGGAUGGGAUUCAGGUGCAUCUGCAUGAAAAAGAACUGUGGGCCAAAUUCCAUUCAGUCACGACAGAAAUGAUCAUCACAAAAGCAGGACGACGAAUGUUUCCCAGCUACAAGAUAAGAGUGACUGGCCUCAACCCCAAAGCAAAAUACAUUUUCCUGAUGGAUAUCAUACCAGUCGACAACAAUCGCUACAAGUUUGCAGACAACCAGUGGUCAGUGAGUGGCAAGGCGGAGGCGGCUAUCCUGGGUCGGCUGUACGUCCACCCAGACUCCCCCGCCCCGGGCAUCCUCUGGAUGAGGCAGCUCGUCUCCUUCCACAAGCUCAAACUCACCAACAACCACCUCGACCCCUUUGGCCAUAUCAUUUUAAAUUCCAUGCACAAGUAUCAGCCUCGACUGCACAUCAUCAGGGCAGAUGAGAAGAGCGGCUUCGGGUCACCCAACACCUCCUUCUUCACACACUCUUUCCCAGAGACGGCCUUCAUCGCUGUAACAUCUUACCAGAAUCAUGCCAUCACCCAACUAAAGAUUGAGAAUAACCCAUUUGCGAAGGGUUUCCGUGGCAAUGAGGACCUGGAUCUGCGUCGCUUGUCCCAGAUGCCAAGUAAGGAGUACGUCCUGGUUCCCCAAAACACCACCAGGCCCAGAGUGAUGCCUGCUGCUCAGCCUCCAAGAGGGCUUCCUUUCCCCACAUCCUGCAUGGCUGGCAGAGAGGCCAAAGGAAAAGGUGACCCGUCAUGUGUGAACACAGACACACACCUGAGCUGUGCUGGCAUGCUGCCCCACCCAGAGCACCGUGGGAACAUCGGUCCCUUCGUGUCCUCCAGUGUCCUCUACACCACAGAGCCGGCAGCAGCAGCAGCAACAUCAGCAGCAGCAGCUUCCGGUCUGCAGCCCUGCUUGUAUUUCGGCUCCGCUGGGGACACGGAGGGGACGCACGUCUCCCACUGGCCCUUCCACCAAGACUGUCUUCCGCAAGCCCCCUUCUGCACUGGCCAGAGGGUUAGUGGCAACCCCAGCUACACGUCAGACUGUCUGGGACUCUAA
Messenger RNA from Engraulis encrasicolus (European anchovy), 1047 nucleotides. RefSeq names its product T-box transcription factor 5b (gene tbx5b). The record is from RefSeq and is a predicted model, not a curated record. Gene Ontology annotation, molecular function: RNA polymerase II cis-regulatory region sequence-specific DNA binding; DNA-binding transcription factor activity, RNA polymerase II-specific. Gene Ontology annotation, cellular component: nucleus. The transcript is spliced from 7 exons. The coding region runs from base 1 to 1047 and encodes 348 amino acids. NCBI's taxonomy places the organism in Eukaryota, Metazoa, Chordata, Actinopteri, Clupeiformes, Engraulidae. Gene Ontology annotation, biological process: positive regulation of DNA-templated transcription; regulation of transcription by RNA polymerase II; pattern specification process.